Hibiscus syriacus is the source of this 413-nucleotide messenger RNA. Its product is annotated as glycosyltransferase family 92 protein RCOM_0530710-like. The record is from RefSeq and is a predicted model, not a curated record. NCBI's taxonomy places the organism in Eukaryota, Viridiplantae, Streptophyta, Magnoliopsida, Malvales, Malvaceae. Bases 1 to 351 code for a protein of 116 amino acids. The transcript has 3 exons.
AUGAGGUUCUGUAGGCGAAACUACGUCGUUUCCCCACGCAGAUUUUUCUGGUUCGCUGCUUUCAUCGUCUCCUCCUCCGUUCUUUUCAGUGGCUUCUCCUACUCCUCCUUUCGCUUUCUUUUUGGAGGAAAGUUCCAGCCUGUGUUGAGUUUCUCCCGCAGAGCUUCAACUGUGAACGCCGUCGUUUCCGACGAUUUUCCGGUUACUCAGGUACUCUCGAUUCGUGAAAUCGAUUUGCUCCCCGAUCAAGGUAUACUUUUCCUGACAUACCCUCCGUCGGCUCGUUUAUUUUCUAAAGAGGAACUCGACUGCGUUUACCUCUCGGCUAGUAACGGUACCACCUCAUCCUAGCCUUGCCUUAAGCUGUUCCCGGAUCGUGUUGAAGCCGAACAGCUGGGUGAGCAGAUCGUGCG